Molecule: messenger RNA, 2213 nt
Organism: Drosophila grimshawi
Lineage: Eukaryota; Metazoa; Arthropoda; Insecta; Diptera; Drosophilidae
Gene: Etf-QO
Product: electron transfer flavoprotein-ubiquinone oxidoreductase, mitochondrial
Exons: 6
Coding region: 188-2002 (604 amino acids)
Biological process (GO): electron transport chain
Cellular component (GO): mitochondrial inner membrane
Molecular function (GO): iron-sulfur cluster binding; electron-transferring-flavoprotein dehydrogenase activity
Source: RefSeq, a predicted model, not a curated record
AAUCACGGCACGCGCUCCGCUCUAGUUUUAACAGCUGUAUGUCGCGGGUGGCUUUCAUUUCGCAUUUGUUUUAUUUUCAAUUCCGUCCACAAAAGCUUAUUACGGCACACAUAUCUCAACUGCGAAGAACCAAACAACCAAUAGGUACACUGAUUAGAGAAAUAGUUUGCUGACCAUAAUAUUGAAAAUGUCGGCACUGCUGAAAAUACACAGAGCUCACAAGCUCUUCACGCCCGCCUUUGUGCGCAGCGUUUCGGAGGCAGCAAAAUAUCCAAAGAUAACCACCCACUACACUUUGAAUCCGCGUGAAAAGGACGAGAGAUGGAAGGAGGUGGACAUGGAGCGAUGCAUCGAGGAGGUCGACUUAGUUAUUGUUGGCGGUGGACCAGCUGGCAUGUCAGCUGCAAUACGUGCCAAACAGCUAGCUGCUGAAAAGAAUCAGGAGAUUCGCGUGUGCAUUGUGGAGAAAGCCGCCGAGGCUGGUGGUCACAUACUCUCUGGCGCUGUCAUCGAUCCGAUUUCCAUAAACGAACUGAUACCUGACUGGCAGGAGCAGGGUGCGCCGUUGAACACGCCCGUGUCGAAGGACACCUUCUCUUAUCUGACGCCCACCGGUCGCAUCUCGAUACCCAUUUUCAAGGGCUGGCCCAUGGACAAUCAUGGCAAUUAUGUUGUGCGUCUGGGUCACUUGGUCAAAUGGCUGGGUGAUCAGGCAGAGGCAUUGGGCGUUGAGAUUUAUCCCGGAUGUGCGGCCUCUGAGGUGCUGUUCCAUGAGGAUGGCAGCGUUAAGGGCAUUGCCACGAACGAUGUCGGCAUUGCCAAGAGUGGAGCACCAAAAGAAACCUUUGCACGCGGCAUGGAAUUGCAUGCGAAGACCACGAUAUUUGCCGAGGGCUGCCGUGGUCAUCUGUCCAAGCAGAUUAUGGAGAAAUUUGGCCUCAAUGAGGGCAGCGACUCGCAAACUUAUGGCAUAGGACUAAAAGAGGUGUGGGAGAUCGCUCCAGAGCAUCAUCAACCUGGUCUGGUGGAGCAUUCGAUUGGCUGGCCUCUGGAUCGCUUUACGUACGGUGGCUCAUUUCUUUACCAUCUUGAUGAGCCCACGCCCACCAUCGCUGUGGGAUUCGUUGUUGGAUUGAACUACAAAAAUCCUUGGAUCAGUCCCUUCCAGGAAUUCCAGCGUUUCAAGACGCAUCCCAAAGUGCGGUCCGUCUUCGAGGGCGCAACGCGCAUUGGUUAUGGCGCACGUGCUAUCAACGAGGGCGGCUUCCAGAGUUUACCCAAGAAGUUAUCCUUCCCGGGAGGCUGUCUGGUGGGUUGCAGCGCCGGCUUCCUUAAUGUGCCACGCAUCAAGGGCUCCCACUAUGCGAUGAAGAGUGGCAUGCUGGCCGCAGAGAGCGCCCUGGAGGCCAUUGCUGAGGGUACGCAAACAACAGCGGGCAUUGAGCCCAUCAGCUAUGCGGACAAAAUUAAGGAGUCGUUCAUUUGGAAGGACUUGUACAAGGUGCGCAAUGUGCAUCCGUCCUUCCACAAUCCGCUGGGUCUCUAUGGCGGACUUGUGCUCAGUGGUUUCUCCAUUUUCAUGGGCGGCAGGGAGCCCUGGACGCUGACUCAUAAAAUACCGGAUCACGAGUCGUUGAAGCCUGCCAAUGUUAGUGAGCGCAUUGUGUAUCCCAAGCCAGAUGGUAAAAUCUCCUUCGAUUUGCUGUCCUCGGUGGCGCUAACAGGCACCAAUCACGAGGGUGAUCAGCCAGCACAUUUGACGCUCAAGGACGAUCGUAUUCCUGUUGAUCACAAUCUGGCCAUCUAUGAGGGACCCGAGCAGCGUUUCUGCCCCGCUGGCGUCUAUGAGUAUGUGCCCAACGAGGAGGGCGGCAAUAUGAAGCUGCAAAUCAAUGCACAAAACUGCAUACACUGCAAAACCUGUGAUAUCAAGGAUCCCAAGCAGAAUAUCAAUUGGGUUGUUCCUGAGGGAGGCGGUGGCCCCGCCUACAAUGGCAUGUAAUGCAAUCUUCUUGCUUUGAAGAACGUAAAAUACAUGAAUUAUGCCACAAUUGCAUUUGAUUAGUUUGUAAUUCAAAAGAACAAUAAGUCUAAAAGUACAUGUGUCAAAAUUGCUUGGAAAUUAUUUUAAAAAUUGUAAUUAACUGUAAUUAUGUAAGUCUGAUAUCGAAGUUGCAAUAAAAGAAGAGUGAAAUGUGAAAUUGUGAAAUUCA